Ambispora gerdemannii is the source of this 3003-nucleotide messenger RNA. NCBI's taxonomy places the organism in Eukaryota, Fungi, Glomeromycota, Glomeromycetes, Archaeosporales, Ambisporaceae. The record is from the annotation of a GenBank genome assembly.
AUGAUGAUGGAAUACUCAAAUUAUUCAACUUCAACAUACCCAAACGGACGAUGUCCAAGUUGUGGUCGACCGAAUUCCGAGGAUGAAUGGUGUCAACCAUGCUAUCAAGAACGAUUCCAAAAAGAGUUUAGCUCAUGGACUAGUGGCCAUCCAUUGAUCGAUAACUUUAUACGAGAGACGCAAAUGAAUGCUGUGAAGCCACUUGGAUUCUUGCAAUAUAUUCCGUUUGAGAAAUUUGCGGAUAUAAGAUCGAUCGGUGAAGGAGGAUUCGCCAGAGUAUAUUCUGCGAGAUGUAUUGAUGGAGAAAAAAUAAAAUGGGAACCGCUUUGGGAUAAAUGGAGUAUCUGGGAUGAGAGUCUGGUCGCGUUGAAGUUAUAUCGAAAUUCAGAACGAAUUUGUGACGAAUUCUUAAGAGAGACUCGCGGAUAUCAAUCUUCGCCGGUUUCUCCGACAAAAGGUUUGAGACCCGAGAUACAUGCAUCAGUUCCUCAGAAAAUGGCGGAUCUUCUAAAACUUUGUUGGCAUCAAGAUCCAAAGAAACGACCUGCCGCUGAACAAUGCAAAUCGUUAUUCGAGCGUUGGACUGACCAUAAAAUACCAGUAUUCAAGUUGGCCAAUGGAGAUACCUAUUCACAAAAGCAUCCACAAGCCAUAUAUACAAGUCGACAUUUUCAUUUUGAAAAUCUUUUUGAAUCUGAAAAUAAUCCUAAUUUGAGAAUCACAAAUAAACAGAGCUUAAGUGGAAACCUGGGGAAUGGAAAUGUAAUUGAACAUUCUUUGCAACUUUCUUUUUCCGGAGACAGUUCAAUUGAUGCAGCGGCAGAUUUAGAGGCUUAUGCACCCGAUGUAAACACGAUUAAUGAAGAAGAGGUUGGAAAUGUCAAAAAAUCCGAGGAUUGCAAGCCAGCGGCCAAAGAAACCACGACCGACACUACUUUUCAAAGUUAUGAUUUAGGUAAAUGUCCUGGUUGCGCUACCACAUAUAAAGAAGAACGAUGGUGUCGAUUAUGUACACAAAAAAAUCUUGAGAUUGAAUUCGAGCAAUGGACGAGUGGAAACCCAUUGAUUGAUGAAUAUAUACAAAAUGCUCAAAUGUCUGCAACUAGUGCCAACCAAUUGAUUGAAUGGAUACCAUUCGAAAAGUUUAGUAAAUUAGUUACAAUUGGUCACGGAUUUACUGGUGCUGUGUAUUCCGCCCAGUAUUUAGAAGGAUUCAAGGUCGGAUGGAACGCGAUUGGGAAUACAUGGGACAAGUUAAUCGAACCAGAUGGAAAAUUUGUUUUAAAAACUGUACCAAAUUCCAUUUAUAUAACAGAAGAUUGGCUAAAAGAGGUGAUCAGUGGAGUUACAAGCAAUAUACCGGAAAUGAUAAAUUAUUAUGGGAUCACACGAAAUCCCGACAAUGGAAAUUUAAUGGUUGUAAUGAAAUAUGCACAAGAUGGAAAUCUGCGUGAUUAUUUACGUAAAAAUUCUGAAGAGAUGAAUUGGGAAGAUAAAUUUGAUACGCUUCAGUGCAUAGCAAAUGGUCUUGCUAGAAUGCAUACUAUGGGAUUUAUUCAUCGUGAUUUACACACAGGAAAUAUUCUUCGUUCGAAAUUAAGUACAUUCAUCGCAGAUUUAGGCUUGCAUUAUUCUUUCGAACAGAAUAUUUGCGGACAUCGACCUCAUAAUAUUGAUGACAGUCCGGAGAAAUUCACAGAAUUAAUGCAACGAUGUUGGCAUAAUGAUCCCUCGCAGCGACCAACAGCUGUGCAAUGUUAUGAUUUAUUAAAAGAUAUUGCUGAAGAACAAUGGAAAACAUCAAGAAAUCCUUCGGUCGUUUCAUUACCAGGUAGAUUGAGUAUCGCAUCUGGUCCAAUGACACCCACUGAAAAUAGUUCCUUUUUAUUAAGUCAUUCCGCGAAUUUGAGUCUUUCACUGCCAUCUGUUCAUACAAAAAUUCGACCAUAUUCUCAAUAUCAACAUAUGGCAGCUAUUUACGAGAGUAGAUUAUUAUAUUUUCCGGAUGUAAUUGAACAUUUUAAGAAAGAGGAGGGAAAGGAAAAAUUUGAAUAUUCGACUACCCAACUAGAUGGAAAAAGACUUUCAUAUCCUUCUAUAAGACCGAAAUCAGCACAACGUCAAUUUGAAAUAACUCCAUAUAAACCUCCUACGCCUAAAUUAUUCGACACCUCGUCAACAACCAAACCUGAAAUCAAUCCAUUCUCUUCGCAGCAAGAUCUCGUUCAGCAACAGCAACAUGCUACCCAAAUUCUUAGACAACACAAAUUCACUACAUUCUCUAACACAAGUUUCCCUGAUAGCGAAACGACAAAAUACUCCCGCAAUACCGAUAGUCCCGAUAUACCAUCGAUAAAUUCAUCGGAAUUAGAUGUCGGAGCCACUAAAAUUGAUCCGACUGAAUCCACAACAAAGAAAUAUCAUAUGCGUCGGAUCUCGAAUGCUAAAAUGGAAGGAUUAGACUCACCUUGGGGCACGACAAGACAUAGAAGUAAUAGUGAUAGUAUUGCUAUCGACUAUUUUACGUUAACAAGAUUGCAUGGUUCUACCGACUUAUCAGAAAAUGGCAAGUAUAAUCUUUUUGAAGAUUCGCAAACUUCCCUAUCGCAUAACCAAAUCCGUGCGUUCUUUUCAAAUGCGUUAAAAAUACGGCCAUCACCAAGUGUUGCUGAAAGUGUAAAUGAGGACCAAAUUAAAGAAUCUGAUUAUAAAAAACGACCAAAAGAGCGUAGAUAUUCUUCUUUAAGUAGCUUGUCAGGUGAAGAAUUAGAUAUAAAAAGAAAACGUGAAAUGGAAAUGGGUCCAUUCACAUCAAAUCUCGCUGAAACUAUGGAAGAAGAUGAAGUAUUGCAAGAACGUCGAAGGCAAUUAUUCGGCAAUUGCAGCACAUGUGAUUACCCCAAUACCGAUUUUGAAUUUUGCCAAGAUUGCCGAAUAUUGGAUGAUAUUUUACUAUUCUACGGGACGGAUAAUGACGAUGAACAUGAAAAAGAAGCAAUUUAA